AUGUGGAGUCCCUUGCCCUGGCCUCGUGCGGGAGACAGCAAGCGCGUGAUCGAGAUCGAGAAGUUCAAAUACGAGAUCGCAGACAUUCGAGACGCCUUCCUCACGCACCAGAAGACGCGCCAUGUUGACUUCACGAGACUCAGACUACUGAGACCUGCAGUUACCCUCCCAGCAACAUUCUUCUCGCCGGGGACAGUGAGGGAGCACGUGAUCACGCUGCAACGAGAACCUCCGUCUUUCACAAAGUACAAACUGACAGCCGAGACAGUGGAGAACCUGAAGCAGCCUUCCUUCGACGUGUGGCAGUGGGAGCCCAAUGAGAUGCUGGUGUUGAUCGAAUACAUGUACCAGGACUUGGGACUUAUGGAAGAGUUUUGCGUCACGCCGCCCACGUUACGGAAUUUCCUGGUGUGUGUACAGGAGAACUACCGCAACAACCCCUUUCACAACUUCAGGCACUGCUUCUGCGUGACCCAGAUGAUGUACAGCAUGAUCCACCUGUGCCGCCUUCAGGAGAAACUCUCGCGGAAGGACCUGGGUAUCCUGCUCACCGCCUGCGUCUGCCACGACCUCGAUCACCCGGGAUAUAAUAACUGGUACCAGAUUAACGCCCGUACGGAGCUGGCGGUUCGCUACAACGACUCCUCGCCGCUGGAGAACCACCACUGCGCCGUCAGCUUCCGUGUCCUGGCCAAUCCCGAGUGUAAUAUCUUCUCGAGUGUCCCUGAGCAGCUGUUCAAGGAGAUUCGGGCCGACAUCAUCAUGCUCAUCUUGGCAACUGACAUGAUGAGACACUCGGAGAUAGUCGACGACUUUAAGAAGAAGCUGGAAAAUUUCGAUUAUAAGAAUCCUGACCAUUUAAGCGCACUCAAGAUGAUACUCAUUAAGGCGUGUGACAUCUCCAACGAGGUGCGCCCAUCCAAAGUAGCUGAGCCUUGGGUUGACUGCCUACUGGAGGAGUACUUCAACCAGGCCGAGACGGAGAAGCAGGAGGGCCUCCCCGUGGCUCCCUUCAUGGACAGGGACAAAGUGACCAAGGCUUCGGCACAGAUCGGGUUCAUCAAGUUCGUGCUCAUUCCGCUGUUUGAGAUCAUUGCCCAGCUCUUCCCGCAGGCGGAGGAGGUGCUGGUGGUGCCCCUGCGCAGCGCCCGCGAGCACUACGAGCAGCUGAAGGAGCAGGAGGAGGAUAUGCGCCGGCUGAACCAGAACAAGAGCAUCGCCUAG
Penaeus indicus is the source of this 1224-nucleotide messenger RNA. Its product is annotated as high affinity cGMP-specific 3',5'-cyclic phosphodiesterase 9A-like. Gene Ontology annotation, biological process: cGMP catabolic process; signal transduction. The record is from RefSeq and is a predicted model, not a curated record. The coding region runs from base 1 to 1224 and encodes 407 amino acids. The transcript is spliced from 11 exons. Gene Ontology annotation, molecular function: 3',5'-cyclic-GMP phosphodiesterase activity. NCBI's taxonomy places the organism in Eukaryota, Metazoa, Arthropoda, Malacostraca, Decapoda, Penaeidae.